CCGGAAGCAGCUGCUGCAGCCGGUCUGUGCUUUCUUGACGGACGGUGAACACGUCUCCUCUAAUUUUCACAUUUAAUCACCAAAACGUCGUACGCAAUGAGAGGGGACCGCGGCAGGGGUCGGGGAGGCCGCUUCGGGUCCCGUGGAGGACUGGUCCAGGGGUACCGUCCAUUUGUACCACACAUCCCAUUUGAUUUUUAUGUGUGUGAGAUGGCUUUCCCCAGAGUGAAGCCUGCACCUGAUGAGACGGCCUUUAAUGAGUGUCUGCUGAAGAGAAACCAGGACCUGAGCCCCACACCAGCAGAGCAGUCCUCCAUCUUGUCCCUGGUUACAAAAAUCAACAAUGUCAUUGACAACCUGAUUGUUGCUCCCGGCAACUUUGAAGUGCAAAUUGAGGAGGUGCGUCAGGUGGGCUCUUACAAGAAGGGCACCAUGACAACGGGACACAAUGUCGCUGACCUGGUUGUAAUCCUCAAGAUCCUCCCAACAUUGGAGGCAGUGGCUGCUCUUGGCAACAAGGUAGUGGAGACUCUUCGCACACAGGACCCCACUGAAGUGCUCUCUAUGCUGACCAAUGAGACGGGCUUUGAGAUCAGUUCAGCCGACGCUACCGUCAAGAUCCUCAUCACCACCGUCCCCCCUAACCUGCGCAAGCUGGACCCUGAGCUGCACUUGGACAUCAAGGUUCUGCAGAGCGCUCUCGCCGCCAUCAGACACGCCCGCUGGUUUGAGGAGAAUGCCUCUCAGUCCACGGUCAAAGUGCUGAUCCGCCUGCUGAAGGACCUGAGACUGCGCUUCCCUGGGUUUGAACCUCUCACACCCUGGAUCCUGGACCUGCUGGGCCACUCUGCAGUGAUGAACAACCCAUCCAGGCAGCCUCUGUCUCUGAACGUGGCCUACAGGCGCUGCCUGCAGAUGUUGGCUGCUGGUCUCUUCCUGCCUGGCUCUGUGGGCAUCACCGACCCCUGUGAGAGCGGAAACUUCAGAGUCCACACAGUCAUGACUCUGGAACAGCAGGACAUGGUGUGUUUCACAGCUCAGACCCUGGUGAGGGUUCUGUCUCACGGAGGUUACAGGAAGAUCCUCGGCCUGGAGGGAGACGCCAGCUAUCUGGCCACAGAGAUGUCUACAUGGGACGGUGUGAUCGUCACUCCGUCAGAGAAAGCUUACGAGAAACCUCCAGAGAGGAAGGAGGAGGAAGAUGAAGCUCUGGAGGAGGGAGGAGACGGGGAGGACGAGAGCAUGGAGACGCAGGAGUGAUGACGAGUACAGAUGAGUAAACUUCAGUAAGCUUAUUGGAGUCCCUUCAGCUCAGCUCAUCGUGUCACAUGGACUGGUCUCAUCAUGUGUUGAAAAGAAGGACAGACUCCAUUCAUUGUUUCAAUUUUUAUGAUGUUUUUACUUUUAGUUUUUACCUCUCCUUUGUAAACAGUCAGAGUGACUGAAUAAAUGUGUUUGUUUUUUAUUAUUUA
Scomber scombrus (Atlantic mackerel) is the source of this 1472-nucleotide messenger RNA. RefSeq names its product interleukin enhancer binding factor 2 (gene ilf2). The record is from RefSeq and is a predicted model, not a curated record. The transcript is spliced from 15 exons. Lineage: Eukaryota; Metazoa; Chordata; Actinopteri; Scombriformes; Scombridae. The coding region runs from base 97 to 1260 and encodes 387 amino acids.